Molecule: messenger RNA, 1699 nt
Organism: Amphibalanus amphitrite
Lineage: Eukaryota; Metazoa; Arthropoda; Thecostraca; Balanomorpha; Balanidae
Product: tropomyosin-like
Exons: 3
Coding region: 599-934 (111 amino acids)
Biological process (GO): muscle contraction; actin filament organization
Cellular component (GO): actin filament
Molecular function (GO): actin filament binding
Source: RefSeq, a predicted model, not a curated record
GUGCAGGCCCUGCAGCAGCAGCGGCCUCAGCGUGGUGGGGCCAGGAGCCGCCGCUCAGGUGGGGCCCCUGCCCUGCAGCAACGCCAGCAGCCUCCACCAGGACGCCAGCAGCCUUCACCCCAGCAGCAGCGCCAGCAGCAGCAGCCACACCAGGCUGCGGGUUCCAGCCGGUGUUGGGGGUGUGGGCGUGUGGGACACCGCAGAGGUGACCAGUCGUGCCCCGCCUACAACAGGACCUGUUCCAAGUGUGGGAAGCUACACCACUUUGCCCUGCACUGUGGUGCCACUCGUGUAGUGUCUAGUGUACAAGUGCUCGCUGUCAGUGCCUCACCUUUGACAGUUGAUGCUCAGGUGGAGGGACAGGAGGUGACCUUCACCGUCGACUCAGGAUCGCCUGUGUCGAUCCUUCCCAGGAGUGUGGUGGGAGGGGACCUGACAGCAACUGAUCAGCGCCUGUGUGCCUAUGGGGGGAGUGUAUUGGAUGUUUUAGGGGUUAAAAGUGUAUGUGUAUCAUGUAAGGGGAAAACUGCCAGUGUCACUGUGUAUGUCGUGCCUCAUGGCCGUGCAUUGAUGGGCCUGGACAUGAUGGAGGCGUUCGAUGUGUGUAUCGUGGGUAACCGCGUGUGUGCUGUUUCCACAGCCUCUUCCUCCCACGCUACUCCGGAACCUGCUGAGCCUCCCAGCCACCCUGCUGAGCCUGCCGACCCACCUGCCUCACCGUCCGGGAUCCAGCCUGCCAUCCUUGGCUACCAACACCGUGUCACCGUCAGUCCUGAGGUGGCACCUGUGCGGCAGCCUCUUCGCCGGCUGCCCCUGGCAGUGGUUGAUGAGUAAGAUCGUGGAGCUAGAGGAGGAACUGCGCGUCGUCGGCAACAACCUCAAGUCGCUCGAGGUUUCCGAGGAAAAGAUCAGCGCCGGUCAACGAGAAGCUUAAGCACAAGGGCGCCGCUGACGAGAUGGAUACGGCGGCGUUGGCCGAGUUCUCGGGUCACUGAGCGUCUGAUGGGCGCGGCGCACCUCCGACACCAGUGACCGCUGCUGCUGACCGGAUGUUGCCCCUGUCUGCACCUCCGACACCAGUGACCGCUACUGCUGACCGGAUGUGUGCCCCUGUCUGCGCCUCCGACACCAGUGACCGCUGCUGCUGACCGGAUGUGUGCCCCUGUCUGCACCUCCGACACCAGUGACCGCUACUGCUGACCGGAUGUUGCCCCUGUCUGCGCCUCCGACACCAGUGACCGCUGCUGCUGACCGGAUGUGUGCCCCUGUCUGCGCCUCCGACACCAGUGACCGCUGGGUUCUCAUUGAUGCAUGUUUGUGUAAAAAUGACAGCAUAACGGGCGUUUGUUUGCUUUUUUGCCAAGUUCUCUAAGCUUCGUACGAUCUUCUUGCCAUCUGCUUCAAAUUCAUGAGGGAUAGAGACCCAGCUAUCAACCGGCAAAUGAACAUGACGGGUAUUCUGUCCUUAUACGAUGGAAGACCCUUGGCGCCCAGAUAGAUAGCACUUAGGUUUUAGACUUGUGUGCUAGUUGAUUAUGUGUAGGCCGAAUGCAUGCGAAACUGUCAUUGAAACAUGUGUGGCUUGUCUGAUGAUUGUAACUGAAUGUAACUGAACCGAUGAUUGUAACCGAAUGAUGUAACUGAAUGUUUGUGUUAUACGAAAUGCGUGUCGGUGUUUAAUGAAUAUGUACGUCGAGUG